Misgurnus anguillicaudatus (oriental weatherfish) is the source of this 1427-nucleotide messenger RNA. RefSeq names its product sirtuin 7 (gene sirt7). NCBI's taxonomy places the organism in Eukaryota, Metazoa, Chordata, Actinopteri, Cypriniformes, Cobitidae. The record is from RefSeq and is a predicted model, not a curated record. Gene Ontology annotation, cellular component: nucleus; chromatin. Gene Ontology annotation, molecular function: NAD+ binding; histone H3K18 deacetylase activity, NAD-dependent.
AUAAGUUGGUUUGCCAACCGCCAUAAAACAUCAGACGAAGAAGAAGAGCAACAACAGGAACAGCAAUGUCCAGAAUGGAUGCGAACAACACAAACAGUGGAUUUUCUGCUCGUGCGACGAGAAAAGCGCAAGAAAAAGCAAAAAUAAUCCAGCGAGAGACACAAAAAGAAACAUUUAAAACGAUCUCCAAGAUCCUGCAGAAGUGUGAAGGCGAGCGGUCACAAGAGGAGCGUUCACUUCUUCACGCUCAUCAGGACGUUGUACAGGAUCUCAACACAAGGCAGACGCGCAGACACCUGCUGAAGAGAAAACAAGAAGAGGUCUUUGAUGAUGUGGAAAACUUGAAGACUAAAGUAAAGCAGCUGGCGAAAGCAAUGCAGCAGGCCAAGCAUGUUGUCAUUUACACUGGAGCAGGAAUCAGCACUGCCGCCUCUAUCCCAGAUUAUCGGGGUCCCAAUGGUGUGUGGACUCAGCUGCAGAAGGGCCGAUCUUUCAGUACGUCAGACCUCAGUCGUGCCGAGCCCACCCUUACACACAUGUGCAUCUGGAUGUUACACAAAGUUAAGAUGGUUCAGCAUAUAGUCUCACAGAACUGUGAUGGUCUUCACCUACGCAGUGGGAUGCCUAGAAACAGUCUGUCUGAACUACACGGCAACAUGUUCAUUGAGGUUUGUGUUUCCUGUUCUCCGAUGCGUGAGUUUAUUCGAUUGUUUGACGUGACUGAGCGAACAGCUCUGCACAGACAUGAGACUGGACGUCGAUGUCCACACUGCGGAGCGGAGCUCAGAGACACAAUAGUGCAUUUCGGUGAACGUGGCACCCUCGAGCAACCUCUUAACUGGAAGGGAGCUGGAGAGUCUGCACAACAGGCCGAUGUGAUCCUCUGUUUGGGCUCCAGUUUAAAGGUUUUAAAGAAAUAUUCCUGCUUAUGGUGCAUGAACAGACCAGCCAAUAAAAGACCACAGCUGUAUAUUGUAAAUCUGCAGUGGACACCGAAAGAUAACCUGGCAACUUUAAAAAUCCAUGGGAAGUGUGACACUGUGAUGCGUCUUCUUAUGGAGGAGCUGGGCUUGGAAAUUCCAGUCUACAACAGAUCACAAGAUCCUAUAUUCAGCCUGGCUACACCGCUCAGUACAGAAGAGAAGGACAGUCAUACCCGUAAAGAGAUAGCACCCCCUUCUGCUCUGGAGGACACUUCACAAGACCCACAGGUCCAAGCAGAAGCAACACCGCUACAAGGGGGCUGGUUUGGAAGAGGUUACUCCAAAGCAAGAAGGAAAAAGAAAGCCAUAUAGUUUCUCUGAUAGAGAAGACAUGUUAUGCCUAAUGUGUCGCAGCUGCUUAAAUUGAAAUUUUGGGUUGAGAUAGGACAUCUCAAAUAGAUAGAGAUUUGUUUGCAAGUAGGAUUUAUGUUGGUGUUUUUUUUU